AUGUCCUCGCAUACCACCGUUCACGUUUCGGAUAUCUCGCCCAAGACGACCGAGAAGGAGGUGCGGGACUUCUUUAGUUUCUGUGGAAAAAUCACUUCUCUGUCAAUUAGCCCAAGCUCAGGAGAGCCAGAUGCUCCUCAAUCUGCAACAGUGACGUUUGAAAAGGAAGCCGCCGCUAAAACCGCGCUCCUACUCGACAACACCCAGCUCGGUCAAUCCUCUGUCAAAGUGACCGGAGCCGCAAACAUCGACGACCUCGCUGGCGGUAGAUCCACCGACGCCUCUGAAGCCAAAGAUGAAAACAACCACCUGCUCGAGCAAGAAGACAAGCCCCGCUCACGGAUAAUCGCCGAAUACCUCGCGCAGGGCUACAGAAUCAGCGAUACGGCCAUCCAAAAGGCCAUCAGCCUCGACCAGAAACACGGCUUCUCCGCCAAAUUCCACCAGAUCCUUAGCGACUUCGACUCCAAGUUCCACGCCACCGAUAAGGCCAGGGGCAUCGAUUCUAGCUACGGCAUCACUGAUAAGGCUGCCAGUGGUCUGCGGGGGCUGUCUUCGUAUUUCGAGAAGGCCCUGGAUACGCCCACGGGACACAAGAUUCGGGAUUUCUAUCUGCAGAGCGAUAAGCAGAUUAAGGAUAUUCAUCAUGAGGCGAGACGGUUGGCGGAUUUGCAGAAUGGGAAGGCGCAUAAAGAGCAUGCGGAUGUGACGCAGCCAGAGAGAACGGCUCCUGCGAAUUCUUUGGGAGAACCUGCUGCUGCCACGGAUGAGCCGAAAAAGGCAUGA
This is a messenger RNA of Paracoccidioides brasiliensis Pb18, 786 nucleotides long. RefSeq lists its product as uncharacterized. Gene Ontology annotation, molecular function: RNA binding. Bases 1 to 786 code for a protein of 261 amino acids. The record is from RefSeq and is a predicted model, not a curated record. The transcript has 3 exons.